ACAAAUUACAUUCACAAAUUUAGAGAAAAAUGGCACCAAAAUCUGAGAAAAAGCCCGCAGAGAAGAAGCCAGCUGAGAAAACCCCUGUAGCCGAGAAAGCUCCGGCGGAGAAGAAGCCAAAGGCUGGGAAGAAGCUCCCAAAGGAUGCUGCCGCCGGUGACAAGAAGAAGAAGAGGUCGAAGAAGGCUGUUGAGACUUACAAGAUCUAUAUCUUCAAAGUUCUGAAGCAGGUUCAUCCUGAUAUCGGUAUUUCAAGCAAAGCUAUGGGUAUCAUGAACAGUUUCAUCAAUGAUAUCUUUGAGAAACUUGCUCAGGAAGCUUCCCGACUUGCCCGCUACAACAAGAAGCCUACUAUAACUUCUCGGGAAAUUCAGACGGCUGUUCGAUUGGUCCUUCCUGGUGAAUUGGCUAAGCAUGCCGUCUCUGAAGGCACAAAGGCUGUUACCAAAUUCACUAGCUCUUAAGAAUUUGAAUAUCUUUACUGUGUUAGGGUUUGAUGAUAGGUGUAAAAACAGUUCCUUGUAGUUGUACGCAUCUUGUGUUAUGUGGAUUGCUAAUCAAUCAUCUAUGAAAUUUGGGUUGUUAAUUGAACUCUUGAUCCAAGUUCUU
This is a messenger RNA of Solanum lycopersicum (tomato), 609 nucleotides long. It is a transcript of the gene H2B-3, whose product is annotated as histone H2B.3. The record is from RefSeq and is marked validated. Gene Ontology annotation, molecular function: protein heterodimerization activity; DNA binding; structural constituent of chromatin. Gene Ontology annotation, cellular component: nucleosome. Lineage: Eukaryota; Viridiplantae; Streptophyta; Magnoliopsida; Solanales; Solanaceae.